GAAACGUCAGAUAACGCACCUGUUGCAAACGGAGGAUCCGAGGGAAUCCUGUUGUCACGGUGCAUCAUCGGACUCACUAUUGAUUUGUUAAAGGAGCCGGCAGCGGAGAUGCAAGUAGUCAGAUGCCUUAAUCUAGUACAUAUACUAAAUUUAGUUCACAAGUCCUGUUUUGGUAGACACUUUGAUGAAGCAGUUGCGCAAAGGUAUACCGAAACUUUAGUCCUAGUCGCAAUUUCCAAAAAAGAUGAGGCGAUGAUUGUCAAGGAUCUAUCGUGGCUAUGGCGUACCGCAUACAAUUGUGCCAUCGACGUGUCAACAGAAUGGAACAGCGAGAUUGUUGCCCAGUUAUUCGACAUAUCGAGGGAGAAUUGUUUCGUGACGUGUCCAUGGAUGCCAAUGAUCCCGUGGUACACGCUCAUAUUGUUUUCGCUUCAUUUUCUUCCAUCUCAGCAAGAGUGUUCACCGCUCGACAAACGAAUCCUCUGCCAAAAGAGCGCUUGACCAUUACUGAGGACGCCGAAACUCUGCUACGGUUCGUUCAGCAACACGAAGCUCUCAUCAAUGGUCAAGUCGAAGAGGAACGCCUUCGUGUCCUCCUUGCCAUCAAAGUAGGGUGCCAUGUGCUUGGUACUCCACUGUGUACUUCUCUCUUCGUUAGGACGCUUCCGCCUCCAGCCUUUCGCUGAAUUUGGACACAUGUGAAGCCAUUGCUGAUAUCUUGGUGCGUGUCUAUCCAAGCUGCCAUGAGAGUCGAUCAAG
This is a messenger RNA of Cantharellus anzutake, 759 nucleotides long. RefSeq lists its product as uncharacterized. The record is from RefSeq and is a predicted model, not a curated record. The transcript has 7 exons. NCBI's taxonomy places the organism in Eukaryota, Fungi, Basidiomycota, Agaricomycetes, Cantharellales, Hydnaceae. The coding region runs from base 279 to 686 and encodes 135 amino acids.